AUGGUCGAUAGGCAGACGCCCAUUUUGAAGAAGAAGGACACGAAAAUACGGCUUGCACAAGAGGUGGGACUCAAGUUGGCAGUCACUCUCCGCCACCUGGCAAUCUGCCAAGCCAUUAUCGACACAUACAAACCAGAAGUGAUGAAGUGCCCCAAGACACCAGAAGAAUGGAACGACGUAGAAAAACAAUUCACCUCAAAGUGGAACUACUUCAAUUGUGUGGGAGCUCUGGAUGGGAAGCACAUCGCAAUCAAGAAACCCAAAGGUGGAGGAUCACUGCACUUCAAUUACAAGAAGUUCCACAGCAUCGUCCUCAUGGCCCUCUCUGAUGCAAAGUACUGGUUCCUGUUCGUCGACGUCGGUGCAGAAGGUGCUGGGGAUGGAGGAACCUGGCAGAAGUGCAACCUGGCCAGGGCCAUCACAAACAACCGAGCAGGACUCCCACAAGACAGAAAUCUGCCCGACGACGAUGAACCCAUCCCCUUCCACAAUUAG
Macrobrachium nipponense is the source of this 495-nucleotide messenger RNA. RefSeq lists its product as uncharacterized. NCBI's taxonomy places the organism in Eukaryota, Metazoa, Arthropoda, Malacostraca, Decapoda, Palaemonidae. The record is from RefSeq and is a predicted model, not a curated record. Bases 1 to 495 code for a protein of 164 amino acids. The transcript is spliced from 2 exons.